Messenger RNA from Radiomyces spectabilis, 855 nucleotides. RefSeq lists its product as uncharacterized. NCBI's taxonomy places the organism in Eukaryota, Fungi, Mucoromycota, Mucoromycetes, Mucorales, Radiomycetaceae. The coding region runs from base 202 to 639 and encodes 145 amino acids. The transcript has a single exon. The record is from RefSeq and is a predicted model, not a curated record.
AUAUCUGCAUUGAGCGAGUCGAUUUGACUUGUUAUUGUAUAAUAUCUCCAUUGACCCGUGAUUCUUUUAUUUUUAGAUUUAUACAGCUCCGUGAGCAGCACUACAUUUCCAUUGACGCCUAUUCAGAUUAAAGCCGAGUGUUCUCCUGCCGCGCUCAGCGAACUUCAUCCUUCGGAUAUCGAGUCAUUGCCACCACCGAUUAUGCGUCUUCACCAGGAUGCAACCACGUUAUCCGCGGAUCGAAAAGACUCGGUGCGAUUCAAAAAUUACAGCCAGCCCUUGGAUGAAUCAGACAACUACAUCAUCCGACCGCAAUCGGCCAUUUCAUGCAGCAACGUCUCCAAUCGAUCGGACCCUCCUCUCACGUCUACCGAUGCAUUACUUAUCGCAGACACCUUUCGACAGCGCAUGCGACGUCCCGAGUGGCAACAAGCCCAAGAUCCAGCGCACAGUAAAGAAUUCCUUUCUGAGGAAGAUGCAAGACAGAAACAAGAAGAACAGGAAGAAGAGGAAAGACGGAAAAAGCUGAGUCAAGAAUUGCUAAAAAAGGAGCUUGCUGCUGAAGGAACGCUGAUGAAGAAAGUGGGCAAGCGAGCCAAUCUGAGCGCCAUUAUUUAUCAUGCAGAUGAGCUGAAAUAAAAUAAGCCAAUCCAUUCCUCCUCAUAAACCCUUUUCCAAUAAAAUAUACUAUAGUGCCAGUUUUUAUGUAUGCAGUGGGUAAGGUACAAAAAGAAAAUAUCAUGCUUGCAAAGGUGGUCGUGCUGUAGGGGCUACGUGGGGUCGACAUCGGUUGGGUGAAUCGGUCAACUUUGUGGUGUCUUGUCCAUCCCAAUCCUGUACUGUGAUCAUGGGUAA